UCUGGCUUCACUUCCGCACCAGGCGAUGAUGACGCUGAGAGCGAUGUCGCAAGCUCGAAUGGAGGGGAAUCUGACUGAUUGUAUACAUCCGCUACAUAUUGUACUUACUUACGGGCUCGGUAAAACGCGUUUCAAGCUCGGUCAUGACGCGACGCGUUAUUUGUCUCUGUUGUUUAUUUCUUGCAUGCAUGCUAUUUUCACUUGGGCGGCGUUGCUUUUCUACUGCUCUACAGCAGAUUGAAAAGGAUGGUGCUCGCCUUCUUCGCGUCGUCAAGCGCCGGAUUGACGAUAGGGUGGCUUUGACUUCUCAACUCACCGAAACCAUGUCCACACCUGAAGACGUAGCCAGAUUGAAGAAACUGAAAGAAUCCGAGCCACUGCAGGAACUAUGGGACAAGUGGAUACACACCCGGGAGGUGCGUUCAUCGCUCAGUCGAAGCACGGAAACCCGGCUCAUGUACUUAUAACCAGUUUGCAGGCCCUGCGCGAGACCACCACGCUGCUCGACGAUCCGGACCUGCGCUCCAUGGCGUCGGAAGACUACGACAUGCUCUCCCAGGCGAUGCAGGACAUGCUAACCACAGAGUUCCCCAGAAUCCUCGUGCCCCCGUCACGCACCUCGCAUCUGUCUGCCCUGGUCGAGCUCAAGUCGGGCGUCGGCGGCUCGGAGGCGUCGCUCUUCCUCGGGGACAUGCUGCGGAUGUAUCUGCGUCUCGCGCAGGCGUCGCGCUGGAAAGCGAAUAUCGUGUCGCAGAAUAACCUGGACUCGGGCGGGAUCAAGGAUGCCGUGGUGGAGUUCAAGGGCGUCGGGGCGUAUGACUCGUUCAGUUUGGAGACCGGCGUGCAUCGUGUGCAAAGAGUGCCGGCGACGGAGCAGAGCGGGAGGACACAUACAAGCACAGUAGCGGUCGUGGUGAGUGUUUUGUCUUGAGAGUAUAUUCUGAAUCUCACACGCGGAAAUUCUCAAUGGCAGGUUCUUCCGCUAGUUGAGGAAUCGGAAGUACAGAAGGAGGAGCUGUAUUCGAUGAGCGACAUCAAAAUUGAGGUCAUGCGGGCUAGAGGCGCUGGCGGGCAGCAUGUAAACAAGACCGAAUCGGCCGUUCGACUGACUCAUAUCCCCACGGGAAUCACCGUGGCCAUGCAGGACGAGCGUUCUCAACAUACCAACCGACGGCGUGCAUUCCAGGUGCUCGCGAGUCGGCUGAUGGAAGUCAAGCUUGCUCGUGAGAUGGAGGAGCGGCGAGCGAGCCGGAGGAAUCUCGUCCAGAGCGCCGACCGCAGUGACAAGAUCCGCACGUACAACUAUGCCCAGGAGCGUGUUACGGAUCAUCGCAUCGGGCUCUCGCUGAUGAAUCUUACCUCCGUCAUGGAAGGAGACGGGCUACAAGACUUUUUGAUCGCGCUGCAGAAAGAUCACGAGGAAAGUCAGAUGGAGGAUAUCUUACAAGACGAUAAGUAAUGCAUGCAUGAAUUCGUUAUGUACAGUGCAUCUACAAGACGAGAUGGGAUCUGCCGGGGUCCGAAUCGAUUCCUGCAGCUCCACCCCGAAGAUCCCGAAUCUAUCUCGCCGAUUGGUUUCAGAAUGGCUUGAUGGGUUCAUGGUUGGCCAACGAGUUCAUUGUGUCUGAGCGACAAUCACUACAUUCCGUGGGAUGAUAGACCCCGUGGGGGUGAGACCGGCUGAUUAAUGACCGAUCAAUGAUCGAGUCAAGACCGAGCCGGGACUAACUUGAUAGCCCAUCGGGGGCUAUGCAGCCAGGGACGAUUCCGACUGAGCAAUGACCUAUUUGACUAGUCCCUUUGGGGUCUAUGCUUGGACUACCCAUGUAGCCACUCCUUGUUCUCUUCAAGCCCCAGGGGGCUACUUCUCUCGUUGCCUUAGAC
Molecule: messenger RNA, 1884 nt
Organism: Mycena citricolor
Lineage: Eukaryota; Fungi; Basidiomycota; Agaricomycetes; Agaricales; Mycenaceae
Source: the annotation of a GenBank genome assembly